Molecule: messenger RNA, 393 nt
Organism: Pectinophora gossypiella (pink bollworm)
Lineage: Eukaryota; Metazoa; Arthropoda; Insecta; Lepidoptera; Gelechiidae
Product: histone H4
Exons: 1
Coding region: 82-393 (103 amino acids)
Biological process (GO): nucleosome assembly
Cellular component (GO): nucleosome
Molecular function (GO): DNA binding; protein heterodimerization activity; structural constituent of chromatin
Source: RefSeq, a predicted model, not a curated record
UUGAGCGUCGUCACUGCGUCGCGCGUCGUGCGUGUUUGUGUACAUUUAGUUUCGUGUUUUUUAUAAAAAACAUAUAUAAUUAUGACCGGUCGCGGUAAGGGAGGCAAAGGUCUGGGAAAGGGAGGAGCUAAGCGUCACAGGAAGGUACUCCGUGAUAACAUCCAAGGUAUCACCAAGCCGGCCAUCCGUCGUCUCGCCCGCAGAGGAGGCGUCAAGCGUAUCUCCGGUUUGAUAUACGAGGAGACUCGUGGUGUCCUCAAGGUGUUCCUCGAGAACGUGAUCCGCGACGCGGUCACUUACACCGAGCACGCCAAGAGGAAGACCGUCACUGCUAUGGACGUCGUCUACGCUCUGAAACGUCAGGGCCGCACCCUCUACGGUUUCGGUGGUUAA